AUGUCAUUGAGGGAGAUUGAACUUGCCCAGGUGCAACCACGGGAGCACCUCCUUCACCCGUGUGAUGUGAUCCAACGAAGCGCAUUUCAGCGUGACAAUGCGGAGCGGUUGCAUCGUAUACGCACGACACUUGGCUGGGGUGCGGCUGCUGAUACCGCUCUUACAGAAACAACGCUCCUCUCGUCUCGCCGUCUCGGUGCAUUGCCAAGCAGCUUUGCGUUAUAUCACCAUUACCGCGGUACCGCGUCGGAGUUGACACCGAUGGAUAUAUAUGGCCAACCGGAGGAUGAUCCCAACGUGCAACCAUCAUCCCGAUCCGUGGUUGAGAAGCUUGUGUAUGGGCAUGAGUUGACGAUGAAGAACAUGGGGAUGUAG
Messenger RNA from Trypanosoma brucei brucei TREU927, 375 nucleotides. RefSeq lists its product as hypothetical. NCBI's taxonomy places the organism in Eukaryota, Euglenozoa, Kinetoplastea, Trypanosomatida, Trypanosomatidae. The transcript has a single exon. Bases 1 to 375 code for a protein of 124 amino acids. The record is from RefSeq and is a predicted model, not a curated record.